AUGACUACGAUUGAAACCGUGUGCACAAAUCCUGGAAAUAUUCAACCUAUAUCGACUAGCAAUGAAUCGGAACCCAACCGGUUUUCUUCUUUGACAGAUCGGUCUAUUUCGAUAAAGGACUUUGCUUACUCGUCUGACAAUCCAAUGCACUACGGAGUUUACGAGGAGUUUGAUGAGGACGAUAGCAAAGACAAUCCUAUUGAUGAACUUGAAGAUAAAAACAUAGUCUUCACGUUCAAAAAGGACAACGAGUCUGGUAAACUGAAACCUACCAAUGAAUACAUCAGACCUAAAGAUACCAAGGAAUCUUCGAUUACCGCUUCAGCAACGGGGUCCGAGGAAGAGAACCUUACUCAUGCUGUGGCGUUAUAUCCAUUCGAACCAGAAAAUGAGAACGAGCUUCGAUUGACCACAGAUCAAAUCAUUAUCAUUAGUUACGAAUACGGAGAUGGAUGGCUGGUUGCGUAUGAUCCAUUUACUGGUGAGACGGGGUUGGUUCCAUCUGGAUAUGUUCAGAUUGUGGGGAGGGAUGUGGAGUUUGCAGAAGAAGUUUUGGAUGAAGAAGAGAUUGCCCAGGCAACGAGGUAUCUACCGGGAGUGUUGAAUGUGGAGCAGCAGGAUCAAGAAGAUGAAGACCAAUCAAAGUCAGUGCUAAAGAAAGAACCUAAAGCGCCAGAUACUCAUCAAAAGGAUGAUUCAGAUAUCUCUGUAUCACUGUCUCAUCUGAAGCUCUAG
Brettanomyces nanus is the source of this 735-nucleotide messenger RNA. RefSeq lists its product as uncharacterized. Gene Ontology annotation, molecular function: protein binding. The transcript has a single exon. NCBI's taxonomy places the organism in Eukaryota, Fungi, Ascomycota, Pichiomycetes, Pichiales, Pichiaceae. The record is from RefSeq and is a predicted model, not a curated record. The coding region runs from base 1 to 735 and encodes 244 amino acids.